This is a messenger RNA of Calypte anna (Anna's hummingbird), 3194 nucleotides long. RefSeq names its product myocardial zonula adherens protein. Lineage: Eukaryota; Metazoa; Chordata; Aves; Apodiformes; Trochilidae. Gene Ontology annotation, cellular component: RNA polymerase II, holoenzyme; nuclear envelope; intracellular anatomical structure. The record is from RefSeq and is a predicted model, not a curated record. Gene Ontology annotation, molecular function: transcription elongation factor activity. Bases 17 to 2383 code for a protein of 788 amino acids. Gene Ontology annotation, biological process: transcription elongation by RNA polymerase II; intracellular signal transduction; maintenance of ER location. The transcript has 15 exons.
CGCGGCGGCCGCGGGGAUGCUGCGCUACAGCUCGGGGCUGACGGUCACCGCCACCACCCCCCGGAGGUCGCCUGGCGACGGCGGCCGCGCCCGGCGGAAGAUGAAUGUCUGUAGGUUACGCUUGACAGUACCACCUGAUGAAGGCUCACAGCCUGAACAGGGAGCAAAGGAACCUGAAAGAAAGAAAAACGAGCUCUACCAUGUACCAAAUGGCAUGUCUCCAGGGAAGCUCUCUCACGGAAUGGUAUAUGGAGUUGUGCACAGAACUGACAACAACCAUAAGAGAGAAAUGGUGGUUUAUGGCUGGUCAGCUGAUCAGCUGAAAGAGGAGAUGAAUUACAUCAAAGAAGUGAGAGCAACUCUGGAAAAAGUAAGAAGGAAAAUGUAUGGUGAAUAUGAUGAAAUGAAACGAAAAAUACAGCAGCUUACAAAUGAACUGAAAGUGACAAAUGCUCAUCAGGAAUCCUUAGAGAAUCAUGUGCGAGUGCAGGCUGCAGCCUUAGAUAGCUUUAGUGAAAUGAACAGCUCCUUGACAUCAGCAUCAAUAGACUUGCAGAAAACUCUAGUGGAUGUUACACUGGAGAACACUGACAUACGGGAACAAAUAAGGAAUUUAAAACAUACACAUGAGCAAUCUAUGGAGAAGCUGAGGGAGAAGCAAAAGCAACUGGAAACAGCACAAAUUGAAAAUCAGUUACUGAAAUUAAAGGUGGAAUCAUCACAGGAAGCAAAUGCUGAAGUCAUGAGAGAGAUGACAAGAAAACUGUAUAAUCAGUAUGAGGAAAAAAUGCGAGAAGAGGAGCAGAAACAUAAAGCUGAGAAGGAAAUCCUCCUCGAGGAAACAAAUCGGCUUCUGAAGGCUAUUGAAGAGGCAAAUAAGAAGAUGCAGAUUACAGAAACAACCAUACAGGAAAAAGACCAGAGAAUUGGUGAACUGGACCGCCUGAUUGAGUGCAUGGAAGAGGAACGUCACCAGCUGCAAAAACAACUUGAACUAAAUGAAAUACAAAUAUCUGGAGCAAAAUCUGAAAACAACUCUGACAGUGAAAGGUCACAGCAUUUGGAGGAGGUAGCAGCGAGCCUAAGGGAGAGAAUCAAACACCUAGAUGAUAUGGUCCACUGCCAACAGAAGAAAGUCAAGCAGAUGGUUGAGGAGAUUGAAAUGCUAAGAAAGAAAGUAAAAGAAAAGGAAUUAUUUAUAAUACAGCUUUUAGAAAAAAUCUCUUUCUUAGAAUGUGAGAAUAAAGAAUUACAAGAUAAACUGGACUACUUAAUGGAAAAUCAACCAAAGAUCAAUAUAGAAACCAGAGAUGCUGGUGUAGGAUGUGAUCUUCCAUACAGGAAAUUCAUUGCUAGGCUUCCAGAUAAGGGUAAGAAGAUCUCUGAUUUUGCUGAAAAGCUGACACGUGCCAUUUUACAAGAAGAAGAGUUGGCAAGAACAGCUGAGUUGUUAUCUGCUGUCAGGUUGGAGUUCCAGGUAAAACAGGAAGAGAUUAAUACCAGCAAACAGCAAGUUGUCCUAAGCAAGGAGACACUAAGCAAUGAGGAUUCCUCAGUCUUUAAUGAAAGGUCUGAUACCAAAGAAGGUUCAGAAUUUUCUUCUCCAAAGGAGGAAGUGGAAUGUAUCGAGCAAGAUGCCACGGGUACACCUUUGGGUAGUCAGAGGACUCAGGAGAAAAAGGAUGAAGUAAAUACUGCUACAGAAGAUCAGAAUCUUCUUUGUGAAGUUGUCUCUGAGCCAGCCAAGGGCAGUCCUCUGAAUUCUCAGCAGGUAUCUCAUAGCAGUACUGAGGGUGGUACUGCUUUGGACAACAGUAAAGACUCAUUGGUUGAUGCCUUUCAAAAAGUGUCAAUCGUAGAUGGGGAUAACAGUGAAAAAGUGUUGGAAAAAGAGCAGAAUGUGGCAAAACAUAAGGGCAGUAUCUUUGGAAGCCUGCACCCCAAGACACCACAUUAUAUCGAAGUUCUGGAGGCCAGAGCCAAGAACCCAGUCAUUAAAAAAAGCAAAUUUAAACCAAAUGUAUUAUUAGGAGAGCAAAGUGGAUCAUCACGUGGCUCCUCAUCCAGUCAGUCACCUGGAGGACUUGGGUCUCCCGUGACUGCUGAAGAAAGACGACGUAGAGAUAAGAAGCAUUUGAAUGACAUCACAGCAGCUCGGCUGCCACCACUUCACCAUUCCCCUGCCAAGCUCUUAUCCAUAGAGGAAUCUAUAGCAAUUCAGAUGCAGCAAAAAGAAGCUUAUGAGGAAAUGCAAGCCAAGCUUGCAGCACAGAAGCUUGCAGAGAGAUUGAACAUAAAAAUGCUCAGGUUUGAACCGGAGGGGGAGGCCUCAAUGCAAUACAGAGAAGUGAGAGAUGAAGAUUAUUUUUCAGCAGAGGACUGAGUUCAAGAAGAGAUGUGUGAGGAUGAACCAUGUGACUUAUCUUUAUGCAGUGCUUCUUAAAACCCAAACAUGGAUGUUGAGAAUGCUCAAUCUAGUAGUUUUUUCCUUAAAGUUUUAACAUCACAGUUAUGGGAAGGAUUCAAUGUAAACCUCGAAUAUAAGUCUUAUUGAGUGGUAACUCCAGUGUUAUCUGGGGACUGCUUUUUGAGCACUUGGAGCAGUUAAUCAUUGUGGAAUGUCCCACAUUUUUCAGCUGCAGCAAAGUGAGCACUUUUGCAGGCUACACUGAGUCAUCUGCAAGAAGUUUCUUCCGUGCAGUAAUCUGAUUGCAAAAGGCAUCAGCACACACAUCCAUCCACACAGUAACCUGAAGUGCCUGUGAACUGCUCACGUGUGGAAGCUCUUGUAUAAAUGUGAGAUAUUUGUCCAUUUAAGGUUGUGUUGCUUUUACCAUAUGGUGAAAAUACACGCCCAGGCAGCUACAGUAAAUACGUCAUAGUUAGGCUGUGAGUUAGCUUCUUAUCACAGGAGAACUUGUUUCUGUGGCUGCACCUUAAAACAACACUUUCUACAAUUAUGUUGUAAACUGGUUAAGAAUUUUAAGUUAGAUUGUAACUCAAAUUCUGUUUGGGCUUUAGGGGACUCUGCUGUUUCAUUUUUGGUGAUUACUGCAUAGCCCAUCAAGAGAUCAAGUUCAUGUGAAGACGUUAAUAUUUUUAUUAAAGGUCUUGCUGUUUUUCCAUAUUUUCAUAUAUUGCUUUCAUGCUUUAGAAUACUAUUUUUUUAUAGUUUGAUACUGUUAAUUAAGAGA